UGUCAUCAAUGCUUACGUUGAGAAAUAAUUAAAUAAUCCAUUAAAUAUUCUUUACAUUUGAUUGAAUGGUCUUAUUUUUUAGGUAUCACUUUGAUGAUCUAGCCAAGAGCUAAAAUGGCAAUACACGGGCAACAGUUUCAUACGCCAGAACUGAUUUAUUCCUCAACUUCAAUAUACCCAUUCUAGCCAGAACAGCAGAGUCACUUGAACAUGGCGGAAGUUGGGAAGUUUGAACCAGAGCAGGACAUUGAGAAGAAGAUUGUGGAGACGAGACAGAAGUUCAACAAUGUGUAUGUCCAAAGACAAGAAUCUGACAAAUAUGACUCCAGAGAUGUGGACAGGCUACAAAAGGAUGAUGCUCUGGUGGAGGCAUAUCUGACAUGGAGACUAUACUCUGUGGACGAUGCCCUGAAGAUGAUUGAUGACAGUUUCCUGUGGAGGAAAGAAUUUAGUUUGAAUGACCUCACUGAGAGCAGCAUUCCAAAGUGGAUGUUUGAGACGGGGGCUGUCUUCCUCCACGGCUACGACAAGGAAGGCAACAAGCUCUUCUGGUUCAAAGUCAAGCUCCAUACCAAGGAUGCAAAGACCAGCAUGGACAAGAAGAAGUAUGUUGCCUUCUGGCUGGAGCGCUAUGCUAAGAGAGAGCCAGGGAUGCCACUCACUGUUGUGUUUGACAUGGCCGAUUCAGGGAUCAGCAAUAUCGACAUGGAUUUUGUGAAGUAUGUAAUUAAUUGCUUCAAAGUGUAUUAUCCAAAGUUUCUAUCCAAAAUGAUCAUUGUCGACAUGCCAUGGAUCUUGAAUGCCGCAUGGAAGAUUGUGAGGACAUGGUUAGGUCCAGAAGCCAUCAGCAAGCUCAAGUUUGCAUCUAAAAAUGAGAUCCAAACAUUUAUUGGCCCUGAAUACCUGCCUCCUCACAUGGGUGGAACGGAUCCCUUCAGAUACAGCUAUCCUCCCCUUCCUGACGAUGACUUCCAAACGCCAGUAUGUGAGAACGGACCAAUCGUCAGCGAGGACGACAACGAGAGCAAGGACUUCGAAUCAGACAGCAAGGAGUUAGAGUCGAGCUUCAGCUCCGAGGUCGCCAUCGAGUCCAAAAAGGUGUAUUUCUCAGAGGAGAGCCUGAGCAGUCUGAAACUGGACGACAACGACAAAGGAGACAGUAGGCCGAAGGGAGCCAGGAAGCCACUGACCACAUUCAAGGCCCCUCUGCUACACGUCAGUCCAGCAGAGGAGCUGAGCUUUGGGUCCAAAGAGUCAGACAGGAAGUGUCUUAUCAUCCUCGAUAAUGUGUCCAAGAAUCAAGUGGCCUUCAAGGUACGAACCACAGCACCUGAGAAGUACAGAGUGAAGCCCAGCAACAGCUGCUGUGAUUCGGGCACUUCUGUGGAUAUAGUGGUGUCCUUACAUGGAGGCUACCAGGCAUCUCUGCAGGACCGCUUCCUAGUUAUGGCUGCAGAGAUGGAGCAGAACGCUGGUGCUGGAUCACCAGAGCUCGUUCACUUCUGGAAGGACGUGCCCAAAACCAAGAUCAUGGAGCACAGAUUACGAUGUCACAUCCUGGAGAGCACUAAGCCCAUCCUGACCUGUGGAAGUGACAGCCCAAUGGAAGGAGGAGCCAAUGGCCACCCGGACCUGCACACGACGCUGAUGCGUGUGAUGGUGUGUAACGCCCGGCUGGAACAGAAGCUGGACCAGUAUCUGUGGGUCCAGCAGGUUCUGAUUGGUCUGGUGCUUGUUGUCAUGAUGUUUACCUUCCUGUGUCUCUACAACCUUCCUGGGACUUCCUGACCUGACAACAUGGUCUACCUCCUCCUCCCAUCUAACAUAGAGACUACAGCAGCAGAAAGCUUAACCAACAGGAAGAGGGCUGGUGUUGGACUCAGUGAUCAUUCGAGAGUAGACUCUCUUCUCUACAAGAGCUGUCGUCAUGGAGAUGGAGGGCUGCUCUGUUCCGUAGCAGUGAGCUUGUGUAGUUGCCCAGAGAGAUUCCUCAUAGUUACCUGGGUGUUGUGAGAGGUACCGUACCUAAAGAGUCUCGACACUGUGAAAUGAAAUCAAUAAUGUAUUUUCACUACUGAUCAUGGAAUUAUACAGUGCCUUCAGAAAGUAUUAUUACCCCUUGACUUAUUCCACAUUUUUUUGUGUUACAUCCUAAAUUCAAAAUUGAUUAAAACAUACAUCAUUCUCACCCAUCUACACACAAUAGCCCAUAAUGGCAAAGUGAAAACAUGUUUAGAAUUUUUUGCACAUUUAUUGUAAAUGAAAUACAGUAAUAUAUAAUUUACAUACAGUGCCUUGCGAAAGUAUUCGGCCCCCUUGAACUUUGCGACCUUUUGCCACAUUUCAGGCUUCAAACAUAAAGAUAUAAAACUGUAUUUUUUUGUGAAGAAUCAACAACAAGUCGGACACAAUCAUGAAGUGGAACGACAUUUAAUGGAUAUUUCAAACUUUUUUAACAAAUCAAAAACUGAAAAAUUGGGCGUGCAAAAUUAUUCAGCCCCUUUACUUUCAGUGCAGCAAACUCUCUCCAGAAGUUCAGUGAGGAUCUCUGAAUGAUCCAAUGUUGACCUAAAUGACUAAUGAUGAUAAAUAAAAUCCACCUGUGUGUAAUCAAGUCUCCAUAUAAAUGCACCUGCACUGUGAUAGUCUCAGAGGUCCGUUAAAAGCGCAGAGAGCAUCAUGAAGAACAAGGAACACACCUGGCAGGUCCGAGAUACUGUUGUAAAGAAGUUUAAAUCCGGAUUUGGAUACAAAAAGAUUUCCCAAGCUUUAAACAUCCCAAGGAGCACUGUGCAAGCGAUAAUAUUGAAAUGGAAGGAGUAUCAGACCACUGCAAAUCUACAAAGACCUGGCCGUCCCUCUAAACUUUCAGCUCAUACAAGGAGAAGACUGAUCAGAGAUGCAGCCAAGAGGCCCAUGAUCACUCUGGAUGAACUGCAGAGAUCUACAGCUGAGGUAGGAGACUCUGUCCAUAGGACAACAAUCAGUCGUAUAUUGCACAAAUCUGGCCUUUAUGGAAGAGUGGCAAGAAGAAAGCCAUUUCUUAAAGAUAUCCAUAAAAAGUGUUGUUUAAAGUUUGCCACAAGCCACCUGGGAGACACACCAAACAUGUGGAAGAAGGUGCUCUGGUCAGAUGAAACCAAAAUU
Molecule: messenger RNA, 3147 nt
Organism: Oncorhynchus keta (chum salmon)
Lineage: Eukaryota; Metazoa; Chordata; Actinopteri; Salmoniformes; Salmonidae
Product: motile sperm domain-containing protein 2-like
Exons: 15
Coding region: 211-1788 (525 amino acids)
Source: RefSeq, a predicted model, not a curated record